Dinoponera quadriceps is the source of this 5694-nucleotide messenger RNA. RefSeq names its product multidrug resistance-associated protein 7. Gene Ontology annotation, biological process: transmembrane transport. The transcript has 17 exons. Gene Ontology annotation, cellular component: membrane. Bases 16 to 4992 code for a protein of 1658 amino acids. The record is from RefSeq and is a predicted model, not a curated record. Lineage: Eukaryota; Metazoa; Arthropoda; Insecta; Hymenoptera; Formicidae. Gene Ontology annotation, molecular function: ATP binding; ATP hydrolysis activity; ABC-type transporter activity.
CUCGGCAUCCGCACGAUGCACGAACAAAAGAUGCAUCGUCGGACAAUCAAUCGCCAAACAUGCGUCACUAUGCGUCACUGUCAUAGGAAACUUAACCUCAUGGCAGAGAAUUGGUUCUAUGAUGCGGAAGGGUGGAAGUGGAACUGGACAGAAUUCUGCGGACACGGUGGAAGUAUUAAGCCUUUGAAUCCGGAGACGCAUGACCUGGACGUUUGCUUCCAACAGCUUUGUCUUCAGAUACCGGUGUUAGUUCUCAUAGCUGUAAUCUCUGCAUAUCACUGCGGAAAGAGACACGCAGUCAUAACGCGACAACAGCACGUCAACUACGCUAUAAACAUAAGAAUUCUAAUCACAAUAUGCCUAGUGAUAUUGCCUAUUAUAAGGGCAUAUAUUAUUUUAACGAACACCACCAUCCCUUCGAUACGCAAUGAGGUGGGAGACCACAACACGUUAGAACCGCAAAGGUCGGCUAUUCCCUCUUCCGAGAGUAUAAAUAUCACUUUGAACGGGACAGAUAUCGUAAGGAUAGGCGACGAAUUCGAUCACGUCGCUGGGCUGGCCGAAUCACUUUUCUCACGAGACAACAGUGUGAAGAACAUUGCUGCGGUCACUGUCACACCGUACAUCGGUGAUUAUGAGGGAAAAUUAUCGAAAAUUAAGGAUCAAUUCACUUCCGCUAAACCGGUGGAUUAUCUCGUCGCGGGCACCGAAGGUUUAGCAUGGGUAGUGCAUCUCUGUUUCAUACUGAGCUUGAAACGUGGAAGACGCGGCCCCAAUCCACGAGGUCCGAUAUUAGUACGAGCACUGAUACUUCUUUUGAUAGUUAUUUCGGUGCUGCUGCUACGCAGCCACGUCAAUAAUAAGCCGAAAGACGAUGUUUUGCCGAAUUUAUCACUGGGAUUCAGUAUCAGCGUGGUGACUCUUCUGAUAUUGUAUACCAUAACACUGAUACCGGGUCCUGGUAGGCCGGAGCACUCGAGAGCAUCUUCCCGAAAUAUCACAGUAGGAGAACGCACCGCACUAUUGAAUACUCCCACCUCCUCGUACGUACAAUUCCCGGAGGAACAGGAUCCAAGCUAUCUUGGGAUUGCUAUGGAAGACACAACCAUCACCUCGAAACUCCUGUUCCAUUGGGUAACUCCGUUAAUGGAGAAAGGCGUCAAAGGAUUAUUGUGUCAUUCGGAGGACUUGUUUGAUUUACCCGACCAGAUCAGUACCAACACAAUCAGUCAUAAAAUUGACAAAUACUUGCAUAACAUGCCGAAACCUGUAAGCAACGGGAUCGAAAAUAACUCGGAAAUAGCACUUUGUCCAAACGUGAAAGUAAUUACGAAGAAAGUGACGUUGUUCUAUUUGCUGCACCAAUGCUUCGGCUGGGAAUUCUACGCGGUUGGAAUACUGAAGUUUAUCGCGGAUGUUAGCUCGUUCAUGGGCCCGAUGUUGUUGAACAAAUUGAUAGGUUUUAUCGAAGAUAAAAACGAGUCAACAUCGUACGGAUAUUUAUACGCAUCUCUUAUAAUAAUCAGCGCUAUAAUUGGUGCUUUCUGCAAUACUCACUUUACGUUUUGGAUGUCGGUUGUGGGCCUGAAGAUUCGCUCUGCGAUUAUCACUUUGGUGUACCGGAAAACACUGCAUUCCUCUAAUAUCGAUUUGAAUCAGAAUUUCAACUUCGGCGAGAUCAUCAAUUUCAUGAGCACCGACAGCGACAGACUGGUUAAUAGCUGUCCUAGCUUCCACACAUUUUGGAGCAUACCUUUACAGUUAUUCGUGACGCUUUAUCUUCUGCAUCAACAAAUCGGUGCUUCCUUCUUAGCUGGCGUCGCAUUUUCAAUAGUGCUCAUACCAAUUAACAAAAUCAUAGCUAACAAAAUUGGCAAGCUCAGCGCCAAAUUGAUGGGAUACAAGGAUCAGCGGGUGAGACUGAUGGGAGAGAUAUUGCGCGGGAUAACUACAAUCAAGGUUAACGUAUGGGAGGAGCACUUUCUACGAAAUAUUUUCAAGCUUCGUGAGAGCGAAGUGAAGUAUUUACGGGGUAGAAAAUAUCUGGACGCUCUUUGUGUCUACUUCUGGGCGACCACACCUAUUGUCGUCGCGAUAUUAACAUUCGCGACGUACGUCCUGCUUGGAAACGAACUAGACACCAAGACUGUGUUCACCAGUAUGGCGUUGUUGAACAUGUUGAUAGGACCUUUGAACGCGUUCCCGUGGGUACUGAAUGGUCUUACGGAAGCGUGGGUAUCUCUGAGAAGAAUUCAACGGAUGCUGGACCUACCGGACAUGGACGCGUUGUUGUACUAUACAGACAUUACCCCGGACGUAGAUUUGUUGCUGCAGAAUGUAACAUUCGUUGUGAGUAAUCCGAGGAGUAACGAUAUCGUUACGAACGCAAGUCCUGCAGCAACUCCAUCCUCGAGCGCUGAGAAUAAGAAAGGUGUUACUUUUGAAAGUGACGAUGUCUUCGUGUUGCACAAUAUUAAUAUGUCCGUGCCGAAGGGACAAUUAAUUGGUGUGAUGGGCAAGGUUGGAAGCGGCAAAACUCUACUCCUGGAGGGCAUUUUGGCGGAAAUUGCAAAGACCACGGGGGUCAUAGCAGUGAACGAUGAUCACAAGGGUUUUGGAUACGUGAGGCAAAAUCCUUGGCUACAACGUGGCACAAUUCGAGACAACAUUCUGUUCGGGAAACCGUACGAUCAUAAUAAAUAUAAGAACAUUUUGAAGGCUUGCGCUCUUAUGUCCGACUUGAAUUCACUGCCUGAUAAGGACUUGACGACCGUUGGUGAAGCCGGGAAUACGUUGAGCGGCGGCCAAAAAACGAGAAUUUCUCUGGCUCGUGCGAUAUACGCCGAUAAGGACAUUUACUUGCUGGAUGACGUAUUAGCGACACUGGACGUCAAAGUUGCCCGACAUGUUUUCCAGCAUGUAAUUCUGGGCCUGCUGCAAAAUAAAACCAGGAUACUGUGCACGCAUCAGACGCAAUAUUUGAUUCACGCGGAUCUGGUGAUCGAAAUGUCGAAAGGGAAAAUUAUUAAUCAAGGAAGGCCGAGCGACGUGUUGCCCGAUCUGGAAGAUUAUCUCCUGUCGAUGGAGUCCAAUGGAUCCGACUUGAACGUCCGAUCUAUGACAAUACCACCCAUCGAGUUCAAUCUCGUCGAAAGGAACGAGCUGGAUCCUUUACUUGACAAAGAGGCAGUCGAGAAAGGAACGGUGCACUUUUCGGUCUACGCGUGUUACAUCAAAGCCGUCGGGCGAUAUCUGGCUAUCUCGAUAUUGCUUUCUAUGAUUCUGAUGCAAAGCUCGAAAAACAUUACGGACCUGUGGUUGGCGUACUGGGUGACCCACACCAACGCAACGCAGACCAAUUCGACCGACACGUCGACGCCGAAAAUACCACAUCUCUAUUACGAUGAUUAUAGUUCGCGCGAUGCAAAUUAUUAUCUAAAGGUUUACAGCCUGCUGGCUGUGGCUAAUUCCGUCUUCACUCUGAUCAGGGCUUUCAUCUUCGCGUACGGUGGUUUACAGGCGGCCAUUAUGAUGCACAAACAUCUCCUGAGAACGGUCGUGCGGGCGAAGACGACAUUUUUCGACAUUCAGCCGCUCGGCAGGAUCAUAAAUAGAUUCUCAUCCGACACGUACACUGUCGACGAUUCGCUCCCUUUUAUCACUAAUAUUUUGCUCGCGCAUCUCUUCGGCUUGGUCGCUACUAUCAUCGUCACAGCUUAUGGCUUACCGUGGAUCUUCUUGGUAUUGGCGCCUCUAGUGCCUGUUUAUCACUGGAUACAGAAUCAUUACAGAUUAACGUCGAGAGAGGUGAAAAGAUUAUCCAGCGUAACUUUGUCUCCUCUGUACGCCCAUUUCAACGAGACCCUCAGCGGCCUGACGAGCAUCAGGGCGUUUCGCACUGUACCUCGCUUCAAACAGGAGAACGAGCUGUUGCUAGAAGCUAGCCAGAAGACACAAUUCGCUUCUAUAGCCGCCAGUCAGUGGUUAGCACUGAGAUUACAAUUUAUCGGGGUCACCCUAUUAGCCGGGGUCAGCGUUAUGGCGGUUUUGCAACAUCAAUACAACAUUGCCGAUCCCGGCUUGAUCGGACUGGCGAUUACCUACGCUUUGUCCGUAACCGGAUUACUGUCCGGCGUGGUGAACUCUUUCACCGAGACUGAGAGAGAGAUGAUCGCGGUGGAACGAGUGAAACAGUAUUUAGAUAACGUGCCUACUGAGAACGCGACCGGCGAUAAUCCGCCGUACGCGUGGCCUAGUCAGGGUGUUGUUGAAUUUAGAGACGUCGUUUUAAAAUACAGGGAUCACUUAGUGCCAUCGUUGAAGGAAGUAACGUUCGUGACACGACCGGCGGAGAAAAUAGGCGUCGUUGGUCGCACCGGUGCUGGAAAGAGCUCGUUGUUAGCUUCGCUCUUUCGACUGACCGAAAUUACCUCCGGCGGUGUAUUAAUUGACAACGUGAACAUUCAGGCGUUGCAACUGAAAGCGUUAAGAUCUCGCUUAGCUAUUAUACCUCAGAAUCCGUUUCUCUUCUCGGGCACCAUUCGAGAGAACGUGGAUCCACUGGAUCAAUAUACCGAUCUGCAUAUAUACAAAGCUCUGGAGAAGUGCAAAGUGCAUUCUUUAGUUUAUCGAUUAGGCGGCUUGGGCGCGGUCUUAGAUGAGGGCGGCGGUAAUCUCAGCGCCGGCCAGAGACAGUUGUUUUGUUUGGUUCGAGCUGUACUGCAUAACGCUAAGAUUGUUUGCAUCGACGAAGCCACUGCGAAUGUAGACCAGGAGACGGAUAAGUUUAUUCAAGCGACAAUAAAGUCUUCCUUCCAAAGUGCGACGGUUAUCACUAUCGCCCAUAGAAUAAGGACGAUUAUGCACUGUGAUAGAGUUCUAGUGAUGGGAGAUGGAGAGGUGCUGGAAUUCGACGAGCCAAAUUUAUUGAUUCAGAACGCCGAUUCCUACUUCUAUCACUUGGCCAGCCAGGAAUUUUCGGAUCAAGAGUGAUCAGCGCAUUACAUGAUUUCAUUACUGAUGAACACUUCGUGACGACGAUGACGAUUAUAUGUAGUAUUAUGUGACUGUACAUAGUGCAUCGUACAUGAGACGAUAUUUCCCCAGAGGCGAAUUAUUUUCAUACAUUGAACGUGACAGGAUUGCAUUCUAGAUUAAGAAUAUACUCAAAGUGUAUCAUUUAUGAGAGCGAAUAUUGUUAUUUGUGAAAUAUAUAUAUCAUGUGACAUAUUUUACCACGGGUAAAAUAUAUCUUUGCCACACACAGUAGUCAAAAUUGUGUGAGGCUUGAGGUUCCUAUUUUCUUACCGCUGUCAUCCUGACUAAUGACUCGAAAAGCAAGAAAAUACACACAGCGCCAAAAUUCUCGCGUUGAAGUAAAAAGAUAUAUGUAUGAAUUGAUCAGAUUUGUCAAAUAUUUCGAUAAUUUUCGUCUUGCAUCUCAAUGAUCAAUAAAUAGCCACAAAAUUAACGCGACGAAAUCAUAGUAGUUAUAAGAUUAGCCACAUGUCGCGUUAAUUUUACGCAUCUUUCUUUAUAUUUUAAUAUAUCUUGUACGAAUUAUUAUUAUGUAUUUUCUCACUUCGUCAAUCUAGAUGGCCGCAGUAAUGAAUCAGGAGCCUCAACUAACGUUCAUGGAGACGGUUCUGUGUAAGACGUCCAUCUCUAUUUUGUAUACGAAUAAACUUCUCUAAA